GUUGCUCCGACUCUCAAUUCAUUCAAACCAUCCCGCUACGUAGCUUCAACUCCCGAGCUUCCACUAACCAAUCCGGAAAUAGAUGUUGAAGUUAAUAAAAGCAAUGCGCAAUUGAUCUACUGUCUUCUUUCUUAUGAUAUAACACCACAAGACAGCAGCAAAACAUCAGCCCCGAAUGGAGUCAGCGCAAAACCCGCCAGGCUCCCUGAGCUGGCGCCUAAGCUCGCAUCCCAUCACUCUUCUCACGUUUCUCGCAUUCCGCAUGUCAUCACUCCUUGUCUACCUCUUCGGUGUCAUCCUCACAGACAACAUGGUCUUAAUCUUCAUCAUCACGAUCCUCCUCCUCGCCGCCGACUUCUACUACCUCAAGAACAUCGCAGGACGGCGACUCGUCGGAUUACGCUGGUGGAACGAAGUCGACCCAUCGACCGGCGACAGCCGCUGGGUCUUCGAAAGCAGCGACCCAGCCACGCGAACCAUCAACGCCACCGAUAGCCGAUUCUUCUGGCUUGCUAUCUACGCGCAGCCUGUUCUAUGGGUCGCUCUUGCAAUAUUGGCUCUUGUGCGCUUGAAGUUUAUGUGGUUGCCUCUCGUCGCUAUCGCUCUCACUUUGACAGUCACGAAUAGUCUCGCCUUCUCGCGAUGCGACAAAUUCAGCCAAGCUUCUAACCUCGCGGGUAGCGCCCUCUACUCGAGCAACAUUGCGGGUAACCUCGCUAGCAAUAUGGUUGGGCGUCUAUUUACCUUUGGCCGAUCGUAACGAUAAGAGAAGCAAUUUGGAGAGAAGUUUGUUACAGUAUUCAAUCGAAGUUGGUGUCACCAUCAGAUAAGGAAAAGUGAUGAAGGCUACUCGAAGUAGCUAGUGUAUGGAUGUUUUAAGAUUCCCCGCAGCAGUCAAAUGUAUUUGUGUUUUAUUAUAGCAGCUCCGGGAGGUGCAAUUCCCACUGUAAUACUAUGAUAUGUACGAUUUAAUGAAAUCGCGGGACCGACUAUGUUUAUCAGCCAGACUGUUGUAGAUCAUAUCUAUCUUAAUGGAUAGAUGUUUAAGGCUGAUAUGAAUCGCGACGGGCAGGUGUGCUCCACUCUAUUCCUGUAUUACGCGAACAUAAAAGUACGAGUAGAUUACGGCAUUAACAAACCAAAGGUCUUCUGUGGAGAAAUCCUCAACUCUAAGAAGUAUCUAGGAUAU
Molecule: messenger RNA, 1189 nt
Organism: Hypoxylon trugodes
Lineage: Eukaryota; Fungi; Ascomycota; Sordariomycetes; Xylariales; Hypoxylaceae
Product: DUF846-domain-containing protein
Exons: 3
Coding region: 176-760 (194 amino acids)
Biological process (GO): vesicle-mediated transport; protein secretion
Cellular component (GO): Golgi membrane
Source: RefSeq, a predicted model, not a curated record